AUGUUGCCGCAACAUACUCAUGUCUGGACUGGUAACCAAGCCGUUGAUGUUGCGGGGCAGGCAUUUUCUGGGUUCCUUCAAAAUGUAAUCCACGAACCAGGAUAUGACGGGUCUCGAGUCACUGAAGGUCACGGUCAAGGCCAAAUUCAGGGCCUAUCCGUCCUGGACCUGAGUGCCCACAACAAUCUUGAUCUCACUGAUGUUGACUUCAGCUUACUGGAUUACUGGAACAUUGACUUGCUGGGUGACGGGUUUCAGCAAUCGCAGACCUUUACGCCGAGCCCCGAAGACUCGAUAGAUCUUGUACAGAUGCGCAAGAAUCUCGUGCAAGCAUGGACGGAAUCGCCAUGGCGAUGGAGCCUGUUGCGUGUCAAUGCUGGCUACGGAGAGCAGUCUAAUCUGCCCGUGCCUUCCCCUGAUGUGACAGGGGCCCUACGCGAGAGUCGCAAGAAUUUGGGCGAGACGGUGGUGACUGACCGUCUGGACGGAGCCGCACGAGAUGGGGUGCUGGCUAUUGUCCUGAAGACGUGUAAGACCAGCGAGAUGAUGGCACGCGUAGCGUCCUCGUUCCCUUCAGCCGAAGUCAUGGACAGCUUGAUCCAUAUUUUCCUCGCUUCGCACUUUUGCCAAACCUCGCAGUGGAUUCAUCAGGCAACUUUCGACAUGAAGGCUAUGCCUGCAGACUGGCAUGCCAUGGCGGCGGCCUCUGGCGCAGUGCUGACACCUGUGCCAACCCUUCGAAGAUGGGGGUUCGCUGUGCAGGAGGCUGUACGUGUCACGAUUCCGGAAAAGUUCGAAUCAGUCAACACUACGAUCAAGGACGUUGGCUUGGUUCAAUCUCUGUCCCUCGUACAGGAUGUUGCCUUGUGGUCAGGGAACCGAAGAAAGAUGGAAAUCGCCGAGUGCCAUAUCGGUAUUCCUGCAAAUAUGAUGCGAUAUCGCAACAAAUAUCAGCGUACGAUGUAUCCCCUGAUUGAACUUGACGAAUCCGACGGCGGCGAGCUGCUUGAACAGAAGUGGCGGUCAUGGUGCGAACGCGAGUCAUGGAAGAGGCUUGCUUUUCACUGCUUCAUCCGGGAUGCGAGGACCUCCAUGGCUACGCUUGGCAGCCCAGGCAUGUCAUAUGCUGAGAUGACACUGCCACUGCCUGAAGCGAAAGAGCUCUGGUUUGCCAAGACGGCCUUGGACUGGCAACAUCAUCACCACGAGCUGGCCGCUGGCUACACAAAGCGGGCGCCAUCAGUCGGCGAUCUGUUACGAGACCCUGGCCUACUCACGUCCAACCGUCGUCGCUUAGACGCGCAAGCGGCGGCUUCCAUUUUUCUCAACGGCUACUGGUCUCUGAUUAAUGAAUACCAAAGGCUCUCCUCGGUGCAGCGAUUCCGGCCGUGGCUGACGAGGACAGGAGGGACGAGCGAGCAAUUAUUGAGAACCCGACACGAGGAACUAUGCAGAGGACUGGAUAAGUUCCAGGCGAUUGUGUCAGACUGGCAUGAGCUUUCAUGCCAGGAGCACCUCAUGCUGCACCUCUUGCUGAUGAAUUUACACCUGUCCCUGAAUGAUUUGCAGCUCUUCUCCGGCAAGGAGGGCGAAGAACAGGCGCGACGGGUGCUGGCGAACCUCCGGGAAUGGGCGGACAGCGUCCACGGCAGACAGGCUGUUUGGCAAGCAGGACAGGUGCUGCGACAGGCCAAGCUGUUUCCACUGGGGCACCUCAAGGACUUCUACGCUGUGGCGAUCCAUCACGCAGCCCUGGCGCUCUGGACGUAUGGCGUCGUCACCAAGACAGCAGGCAGGCCAGGGGCAUCGUCAUCUCAGUUGGGUCAGGAGGCGGUUUACCUGGACGGAACGAUAUCAGGCGUCGUGACAGAGUUCGUCCACUUUGGACACGGCAAACCGGUGAUCCAAGAACCCAUUCGAUCGACUGGGACGCGCGAGGCGGCGGUAGAGGACCCCAAAGGCUGCAUGGAAGUCGUGCAGGAGACUCUGCGGUCCAACUUCAGGGGCAGCCAGGAGAUGCGGCCGCCCAUCAUCGAGAACAUGUGUCUGGUAAUGAAGCAGCUGGGCGAUGCUGCAUGGGCGGUUGGCUUAGGCUGA
Molecule: messenger RNA, 2097 nt
Organism: Verticillium alfalfae VaMs.102
Lineage: Eukaryota; Fungi; Ascomycota; Sordariomycetes; Glomerellales; Plectosphaerellaceae
Product: C6 transcription factor RegA
Exons: 3
Coding region: 1-2097 (698 amino acids)
Biological process (GO): DNA-templated transcription
Molecular function (GO): DNA binding; zinc ion binding
Source: RefSeq, a predicted model, not a curated record